GGUUUCCGCACGCUUACGCCUCCUUAUUGUGAUGCAAUAAGGGAUCGCAGCCACAGCAAUCAAAGCGAGAAAAGUGGCUUCCGCAGUAAGAGUUUGGUGCUGCCGCCGCAGUUCACGUGGGGUUACCCUCGAUACUAGUUGUUACAAUGGGGUCUUCACACUCGGUGGACUCCAGUAACUAUUGUUCCAAGAAGCAAAAAGAGAGUGAUGAUGAUUUGUUGGCCAAUAAAGAUCGAGAAGAAGACAUUGCCAAGUUUCCGUAUGUGGAAUUCACUGGACGAGACAGCAUCACCUGCCCCUCCUGCCAAGGCACUGGUUGCAUUCCUACAGAGCAAGCUAAUGAAUUGGUUGCUCUGAUACCGUACCAUGAUCAAAGAUUAAAACCUCAAAGAACGAAGCUCUACGUCUCUGUGUCAGUGCUGCUCUGCCUUCUGGUGUCUGGGUUGGUUGUCUUCUUUCUCUUUCCACAUUCGGUGCUUGUGGAUGACAAUGGCAUCAAAGUGGUUACAGUCUGGUUUGAUGAAAAAAACUCCCUUGUCAUUCUUGCCAUCACGGCCACCCUUCGGAUCAGGAAUUCCAAUUUCUAUUCUGUAGCAGUAACCAGCUUGUCCAGUCAGGUGCAGUACAUGAACACUGUGGUUGGGACCCAACAAAUCAACAAUGUUACUCAUAUCCAGCCACUGAGUGACCAGCUGGUGAAUUUCACCAUGAAAGCUGAAAUGGGUGGACCUUAUGUAUAUUUCUUUUGCACGCUACCCAAGAUCCGAGUACACAAUAUUGUGAUUUUCAUGAGAACCUCAGUGAAAAUCUCUUACAUUGGCCACAUAUCUCAAAGUUCCUUGGAGACCUACAAUUACGUUGACUGUGGUGCAAACUUCACAGCUGCCCAUUCUGGCCCUUAGUCCUCAACUCUAGAAGAUGAAGCUCAAAGAGGAGGACAGCUUAAGUCAGCUACAUAUACUGGUGAUCUUAACUAGCUGGCUUCCAUUACAUUAUGGUGGAAUUUCUGUCUGUUUUGAGGAAAAAGAAGAGGCUGUUUUAGCCCUUGGCAAAAUGAAAGGGCUGGGUAUGUAGCCUUCCUUCCACAAUUCUGCAUGGACAGCUGGACUGCGCCUUGGUGCUGUUUUGAAGAGAAUCUGUUUAAUUCUUCCCUCUCCAGUCCCCACCUUCUCUUCAGGCACCAGUUUGUGCUUUUUCUGUUAUUUCUCACUGACUGACCUUGCUUCUUAAUAAGAUUUGUCAAGUUUACAGGUUUCUCCAUUAAAAUUUAAGAAAGGAUAAGUUUCUGAAAACGUUUCAUUCCUUGUUUGGCUGGACUACUAACCAUGAAACAUAUUCCAGGACAAUGACCUUCUGACUUCGUUAUUGCCGAUAAGGGAGCUAAUCCAAUUGUAGAAAAGGAAAUAAUCUUGAAUAAGGAUUCCAUGUACCCUUUAAAACUUCUGCCUUGCUUAUUGUCAAAGAGAAACAAACCAAGAGUAUCUGUAGAAUAAGCCCCACUGAAACACGUGAAUGAAGCAACAGUUACAGCCUUUAUAGGUGAGAUUCCUAUAAAUGUAAUGUGGCUUUUCAUGGAUAUAAUUUUCUGUGUACACCAUUCCAAAGAGCACACUGUUGACUUAAGAAUUCUCACAUUUACUGAAUCUAUUUUGAUUUUUUUGCUUUUAAGAAUGAGCAUCAUGGAAGGGUUCAAGAUCUUCAGAUUUCUACAGAAGCAGUGAGCACUCUUUAAUCCUUGUAUCUCCAAAGUCUCUGAAUUGGGGAUUAUAAUGGCUUAGCUGGCCUUUAUUAUUAGCACAGAAGAGUUUAAUUGUUCAGGUUUGGGUAGGGAUGGGAGUAUUUUGUUUUCGGCAGAGAGAUUUAUCUUAGUGUUGCUGUGUAGUGUCUUUUCUCUUAAAAAGAUCAGUAUGGGAUAACUUCAGACAUAAAUUUAAGAAGUAACAUUAGAAUUGGAGAAAGAUAUAUCUACAGUAGAUAAUCUUUUUUUUUUCAAAUACCAGUUAUAGCAGUUCACCUUAAAAUUUUUCAGUGUUCUAACUCAUCUGCUACAGUAUCUUUAUUUGAAGAAGAAAAAGAAACCUAUUUAAACUUGAAGUCAAUUUUAAAUUUUAUUUUUUACUAUUUAAAUGAUGGGGAAUUUAUGUUCAUUUAGAAUCUGUACUUUUCAGUUUGGCAGACUGGAUUCCUGAAGGAAAGAAUAAACCCUUAAAUCUUC
Messenger RNA from Candoia aspera, 2215 nucleotides. It is a transcript of the gene TMEM106C, whose product is annotated as transmembrane protein 106C. Lineage: Eukaryota; Metazoa; Chordata; Lepidosauria; Squamata; Candoiidae. The coding region runs from base 147 to 902 and encodes 251 amino acids. The record is from RefSeq and is a predicted model, not a curated record. The transcript has 8 exons.